GAUCCGAAACAAAAACACCAAGAGAUCUUCUGGGACUCGCAUCAUGAAUUCAGUCAGGCCCAGCAUCCAUCUUCAUCACCCCAUUCCCAACGGUUGUCAGAGCAGGAAUCAGGCCAGCCAUGGGAUCCGUGCCAGACUGGGGAUCUCAGUCGAUCCACGACGUAAUGAGAGGCCCAAUCGGAGCAUACAUCUCCCCCAAGUUCUCUCAAAUCUCAUCGAUCUCCAUUUAGGCACCUUUCUAAGUAGUGGACCCGACACCAUUGCCCCAUCAUAUCUGCCAGAGGUGGACGUUGAUCAGAUGACACCGACAAUGUCCCCCAAGGAAGAUAUCCCUGUGAAAUGUCACGGGAUCCAUAGUUUAUCCAAUUGGGACCACCUGAUUGACCCGCUGCACCCGUGGAUCCGACGGGAGAUCGUAAAGUAUGGGGAAUUUGCACAAGCCACCUAUGAUGCAUUCGACUUCGAUUCGUUCUCUGAAUACUGUGGGAGCUGUCGUUACAACUCGCAGAGGCUCUUCAAGCAACUGGGCCUCACUAAGCAUGGUUACAAAGUGUCCAAAUACAUUUAUGCCAUGGCCCACAUUGACUUGCCUGGUUGGAUGGAGCGGUCCCACUUGGCACACUCCUGGAGCAACGAUUCCAAUUGGAUGGGCUAUGUAGCAGUCAGCGAUGAUGAUGAGUCACGGAGGAUUGGACGUAGAGACAUUGUCGUGGCAUGGCGUGGGACGGUAGCACCCUUGGAGUGGUAUGAAGACCUUCAAAGGAAGCUUGAGCCCAUUGGGGAUGGUGAUGUGAGGGUGGAACAUGGGUUCUAUAGCAUUUACACAUCCAAGUGUGACUCAACUAGGUACAACAAGUCAAGUGCAUCAGAACAAGUGAUGGGGGAAGUGAGAAAGCUUCUUAACUUGUACAAGGAUAGGGGUGAAGAGGUGGGCCUCACCAUCACUGGCCACAGCCUAGGUGGGGCCCUAGCUCUCCUCAAUGCUCAUGAGGCUGCCUCAUCCCUCCCCGACCUACCGAUCAGUGUCAUUUCGUUCGGGGCUCCACGAGUUGGUAACAAUGCAUUUAGAGAUAGGCUCAAGGAAAUGCAAGUGAAAACAUUGCGGGUCGUGAUUAAGCAAGAUGUGGUCCCAAGAAUGCCUGGGAUCAUUUUCAACGAGCGCCUUGAGAGAUUUGAAGAGAUUACCGGGACACUCGACUGGUUGUACACACAUGUGGGGACUGAAUUGAAGCUGGACACUCGAGUGUCACCUUAUCUAAAGCGCGGACUCAAUAUGCUUGGUGCACACAGCCUAGAGACAUACCUUCAUCUAGUGGAUGGUUUCAGUAGUUCAGCAACUGGCCUCCGUGUGGACGCUAGGCGGGACGUGGCAUUGGUGAAUAAAGCAUGUGGAAUGCUGGUGAAUGAGCUGAGGAUACCGGAGUCCUGGUACCAACAGGCAAACAAGGGGCUUGUGCGUAACUCUUAUGGUAGAUGGCUUCAACCGAAGAGAGAUAUAGAAGACAUACCCUCGCCAUGUAAAGAAGAUUCACCUGUUUUGUACUUAAAUUGCUGAUUAAGAAAACUAAAAUCAAAUUAACAGCUUAAUUGAGCUUUUAACUCGGCAAAUUGGAUUUGUUGAUUGAUUUUAAUUGUUAAUGAGAUUGUUUCAUGAUACAUUGUUCAUACAAGUAUAUAGGUGACUCACAUAACCAUAGGCGCCAGUGCGUGGAUGUGAAUAGCGUACAUGCGCUCGUGGAAUUACUAACAUCAGAUAUGAAAAUGUUUGUCUUUUCA
Molecule: messenger RNA, 1776 nt
Organism: Magnolia sinica
Lineage: Eukaryota; Viridiplantae; Streptophyta; Magnoliopsida; Magnoliales; Magnoliaceae
Product: phospholipase A1-Igamma1, chloroplastic-like
Exons: 1
Coding region: 44-1555 (503 amino acids)
Biological process (GO): lipid metabolic process
Molecular function (GO): glycerophospholipase activity
Source: RefSeq, a predicted model, not a curated record